AAGAACACUUAUUAUAAUACUGCACAAAACUUUAAAAGAAUCCUGACGGCACAAAUGUCGUUAUUGUUGUUGUUCUUCGAAUGACCACACGAUGUCGCCAAGGAGUCAGGAACAGCAACGCAACAGCUGUAGGUGCGUAAUGAUGUCUAGUAAUCCUCUGCCUCCUAUUUUCCUCAGUAACGAGAACCGCUGGAUCCGCUGCGUAAUUUUAGCGUGCUCUCUUGUUUUUGCAUAUCUCAACUAAGUCAGGAUUUGUUAAAAUACUCGUAUAAGAUAAGGCUUCAGUGACUUGUAAUGGAUGAAAAGCGCAGAGCAUCCUGUCAGUAUGGAUCCCUGGAAUGCACGAAAUGGAAAACAGAUGUGGACCAAACAGAGGCAGAUGUGGUCUCAAUGGCGGACUCUACUAUCACAGUGGGGGACAUUGAGGGGGAACUCUGUAAAAUUGAACGGAUCAGAGACAUUUUGGUCAGGAGGGAAUCUGAGCUCAGAUAUAUGAUGGAUGACAUCCAGUUAUGUAAAGAAAUUACAAGACUGAAGAAAGAGCUUCAAAAGCUUCUGUCUAUCCCAGAUAAUGACAAGUCUAAUGAAGAUAAACAGAAGGAGGAAGAGCUUCUGAAACAGAUUCAUAAAUUAGUGGAGACCAGAGACUUCCUGGUAGAUGACGUGGAGUUUGAGCGCCUCAGGGAACGGGAGGAGGACAAAGAGAUGGCUGAGUUUCUAAAGUCCAAAUUACCAAAAGGCUCUCAAUCCAAGAGACUCCAAACGCCAUACUUACCUGUUCCAGUCGUCUCCUCCAUCUCCUUCAUCUCCUGUUCUCCUCGUGUGCCUACCUGCCUGUGUGUGUGAGUGUCUCCGCCAUCAUCCUCCAACGCCGAUCUCCAUCCGCAUCUGAAACACACCAUAAGGACAGUAUCACAUUCUCUUCACCAUUCAAGAACUGCUUUAUCACUCCUCCAUAACCAUUUGCUCUGCUGUUUCAACAAUAAACCUACCUGUGUUGCUUUUACGUCUGCCUCCAUGUCUCUGUUGUAACAGAAGACCGGACCAUAACAACAGUCAACAGCAUGAGCACCAACGACCCUUUUCAAGAGCUCGUGGACGCAUUGCACCGAGCACUCACCCCACAACCAUCCUCACCGUCUUCCACCAACGCUGCAGCUUCACCGCUCCUUCUCCAGCGUUCACCGCCAGUCCCAUGGCCAAACCGGCGCCCUACUCAGGAUCGGCGGAGGAAUGCAGCGGAUUUCUUCUCCAAUGCGAACUGGUCCUGGAGAUGCAGCCGCACCUCUACCCCACGACACGGCUAAAAUCGCGUUCAUCAUCUCACAACUGCAAGGUAAGGGCUGAUUCUCUGUGGACUCAGAAAGGCUCUGUGGUGAAAUCAUAUCCGGCGUUCGUCUCUCACUUCCGUGAGGUCUUCGGAAAGCCUCUAUCGGAUUCAUCGACUGGUGAGAAACUUUAUAAUCUAAAACAAGGAAAUAACUCUGGUAACGAAUAUGCCUUGCAGUUCAGAACGCUAGCCGCCACCAGCGGAUGGAAUGAACAAGCCCUCAUCACCACCUUUCGCUAAGGACUGGAGCCUAAUGUGCGGCUGCAUCUCGCUGCAUACGAGGACUCCAUAGGACUCGAACGCUUCAUCCAACUCGCCAUCCGCGUGGGUUCUUGUAUGCAGUCGUGUCUCCUCGAGCACCAGGGCCAGUCACUCUCGAACAUCCUCCUCCGUCGGUCCGAACCCGUCAGCUCUCCAGAACCAGCCAGCGAACCCAUACGAAUUGAUCAUUCACGUCUCACUACAACGGAAAGACAGAGAAGGCUGACCCUGAAUUUAUGCUUGUAUUGUGGAUCUCCGGGGCAUGUCAUCUCCACAUGCCCAACCCGUCCUCCUCGGCCCGUGGUGAGUGCGAUAAUUCCCUCCAAUUAAAAAAAUGAAACCACUCACUACUAUUGUAAACCUUACUGCUGCAAAUGCCUCUAUUCCAGUGGUGGCGCUCCUCAACUUAGGGUCAGCAGGAAACUUCAUCUCCGGCGCCCUCUGUCGACAACUCAAGCUCAAGACCUCCCCGUCUCCGACUAACUAUCAAAUCCACUCCAUCACGGGCAAACCCCUGAGCCGUAAGACAAUUCGUCACUGUGUGGGACCACUUCAACUUCGUGUGGGGAUUCUUCAUAAAGAAAACAUCCAUCUGCUGGUUCUGGAGGAGUCCACCGCUGACGUGGUUCUAGGGCGCCCAUGGCUUGAGCAACACAGUCCCACCAUCUCCUGGCGCACGGGCGAAGUCCUGAAGUGGGGCGACCACUGUUUCCUCAAUUGCUUCCCAGCACUUCCUGUUCUGAACUCUCCACUCUCCAAGACUCUCUCCAUCAACGCCACGUCCAUCGAAAGUCCUGUAGAGAAGCGCUCCGUGGAAGUUCCCCCGGACUACGCCCCCUUCAGUGACGUCUUCUGCCCGCAACGCGCCUCCAAGCUACCUCCACACCGGCCAUGGGACUGUGCCAUCGAUCUGUUACCGGGUGAGCCAGUGCCCAGGGGACGCAU
Molecule: messenger RNA, 2536 nt
Organism: Megalobrama amblycephala (Wuchang bream)
Lineage: Eukaryota; Metazoa; Chordata; Actinopteri; Cypriniformes; Xenocyprididae
Gene: pik3r6a
Product: phosphoinositide-3-kinase, regulatory subunit 6a
Exons: 6
Coding region: 295-846 (183 amino acids)
Source: RefSeq, a predicted model, not a curated record